UUUUAAAUCUAGAGUACGUUCCCUUGCGGUUUAGUCAUUCAGUAAAAUUACAUACAGGCAUUAUCACAGCUGAUUAUCAACUGGUGAUGCAAUGGCUAUAACAUGAUUUAGUAUAAAAAUUUGAGGAGCCAGUUAUAGCAGUAUCAACAUGAGAGGACCUAGGUCACCACAAAGGCAAGCUCUUGAUGGCUAUUCUUGUCACUUAUUGUUUGAUGCCGAAGGAAGCAAAAAAUUGCAGGAAAUUUCAAUUCCCGAUGGCAAUCCUAGUGUCAGUUUAAAUCUUGAGAGAGCAGAAAGGGAGACAAGAACUGAAGAUGUUGCAGCUGAUCUUCAACUUAAACUUGUGACCUCUGACACUUUGUUUUGUAAUUGUUGCCAGACAAAAUUUGCUAACAGAGAAGAUCAGCUUGAACACUACAAAUGUGACUGGCAUAGAUACAAUCUUCAUCUGCGAUUAAGAAAUAUGACUUCUAUUUCUGAAGAAGAAUUUGAGAAAAUUUCCGGUGACGUUUCAAGUAUAUCAGGCUCUGAUGAGGAUGAUGAUGAUGAUGAAGACAAUGAAAGGGAACAGGUUCCGGUAGCAACAAAUGAUUUCGAAGAAGAAACUCCCAAGGAACACAAAUACCAUAAAGUUUUCUUUAAAAAUAAAGAUGACGAGCUUUUAUCAGUGUACAGAUGCCUCUUGCAUCACAAGAAGAACCCUUUAGAAAACCAUGAAGAUCUUGUCACUGCAAUUAAUCAACUACCAAAAAAAUUCAAAUGGAUUGUUUUGAUGGUGUCAUCUGGCCACUUUGCUGGUGCAGUGUUUUAUGGGAAUGAAGUAAUAGAGCACAAAACCUUCCAUCGUUACACAAUUAGAGCUAAACGAGGCACUGCCCAGUCUAGCAAGGACAGUCAAGGCAACGCACCAAAAAGUGCAGGUGCCUCAUUAAGAAGAUACAAUGAAUCAGCAUUAGUUCUUGAGGUACAAGAACUGAUGUCCAGCUGGUCAGAGCACAUUAGACAGUGCGACCUGGUGUUGAUGAGGGUGCCAGUGGCCAACAGGGCCAUGUUUUUUGGAGGUAAAGAUCCAGGGCUCAAGAAAGAUGAUCACAGAAUUCGGGUUAUUCCAGUCACAACAAGAAGACCAACAUUUAAAGAAAUCAAGAGAGUUCACCAACUACUGGCUACUGUAGAAUGUUAUGGAAAGAAUGCAGAAAUCGCUGAUUUGAUCCCUAAAGCCUUCCAGACUAAAAAACAUGCUGAGCAGUCACAUGAAAAAGUUUCACAAGACAAUAAAGAGAAACAAAAGAAAAUACCACAAGUAGACAGCUUUGUGAAUGACCAUGAAAAUAUGUGUGAUACAAAAUUAGACGAGGAAACAGAUCACAAACCUCGGGAGGCAGAGAUUAAAAAAAAGUCAAAGAAAAAAUCCAAGAAUGUUUUAGUGACAACUGAAACCUCAGAAGAAUCUAAAGAAACUGAUGAGGAGACAACUCGUGUGAGAAACUUGCUAUUCACUGCUUGUAAAACAGGGGAUUCACAACUCCUAGAAAAAACUUUAACAGAGUUUGACAAUUCUACAACACAACCACCAGCAGAUGUCAGUCAAACAGAGGUAAAUCUUUGCCAUCAAACCGAGGAAAAGCAAGUUCAGGAAACAGCAAGUAAUAAUUCAGUUGAAACAACAGAUCAGAACAAGCCGACAUUAGGAGAACCGAACUCAGUAGAGACAGACUCUUCUAUGGCUACUGGUGACAGUACAAACCUCAGACAGUACUCUGCUGCUGUUGUCUCCCUUUUAAACAUGCCAGUCUAUGAGAGUGGGACAACAUUUUUACAUAUUGCCUCUAAAGAAGGUCACCAUGACACAGUCAGGAUUUUGUUGGAAGCGGGAUCAGACCCCUCUAUAAAAGACAAAGGUGGUAAAACACCUUAUAAUUUUGGAGAUUCAGAAGUCAGGAAUACCUACAGACGUUUCAUGGCAAUGUACCCUGACAGAUAUGACUAUACCAAAGCUCAGGUUCCAAGUCCUCUCACAGCAGAAAUGGAAGCUGAGAAAAAACAAAAAGCAGCAGAAAAAAGAAAAGCUAAGAAAAAAGCACUCAAUGAGAAAAACAAGGAGAAAAAAGCUGCAGAGGCAGUGAUGAGGCAAGAAAAUCAGGAGAAGGAGAGGUUUCUGUCUUUAUCAGACAGGGAGAAGCGAGCAUUGGCUGCUGAAAGAAGGCUUUUACAGCAAAGUAUUAAUCAAGGGUGUGUAAAGCCAGUUCUCAGUCGGUGUUGGCAAUGCGGAACAGACAUCACAGGAAAAGUACCCUUUGAAUAUUCAGACUACAAAUUUUGUACAACAAAAUGUUUAAGGGAACACAGAUCUAAGCCAUCCAGCUGAUAAUUUUUUUUUAUUUUUUGUUCAAAUGACACAGAGAUUAUUGGAAAUAAUUUACAAUCAAUAUUUAAUUAGUCAUUUUAAGCAAUAAUAUAUAAUUUAAAAAAUAUGUAAGAUUUAACAUAUGAUAAUUUUGAGAACUAAAUCAAAUAAACACAACACUUGUAAUGGUAUUGGUGUGUUAAAAAUCUGGUAAAUGGGAUGGAAAGUAUAACACAGAAUUUAUUACAACCCUGGUGAUGGAAGUAUGUGAUAGUUUGUUUUAAAUUCUCCUAAAUUGCAUCUAAAAAGGAAAUUUUAAAACAGGUUAAUGGAAAAAGUGUGUAAUAAAUAUUGAAAAUCAAACUUACAUAAGCUAAUAAAUAAAUUAUAAACUAAUAUACCAUUUUUCUAACCAAUCCAUUGGUAAACAAUGUUUAAAACAUAAUUAAAUUUUCAUUAUUGUUGUGUAUAUUGUUUUAAAACAAAUGCUUUCCUUGUAAACAAAUUUAUUUGUCUAAGCUAGAAAAAUAAAAAUGA
Molecule: messenger RNA, 2884 nt
Organism: Physella acuta
Lineage: Eukaryota; Metazoa; Mollusca; Gastropoda; Physidae
Product: tRNA endonuclease ANKZF1
Biological process (GO): ERAD pathway
Molecular function (GO): protein binding
Source: RefSeq, a predicted model, not a curated record